UCGAUUUUUCUUCUCCAGUUAUACGAUUUCUGGGGGUGAAUAGCAUUAUUUAUAUUAUUCAGACCGUUUGUCGUCAAUUGUAAACACCAACCUGAAGGUAGUGUUGUGAGAUCGCCCGCAAAAUAUCGCGGUUUGGGUGAUUGAGUGGAUCAUGAACGGACACGCCAUUCUCUACACCGGGGUCACUUUGGCCUUCUGGAGUACUAUUCUCAUCGUCGGUAUCUGCUACACAAUCUUCGACCUUGGAUUCCGCUUCGAUGUGGCGUGGUUCUUGACAGAAACGUCGCCCUUUAUGUGGGCGAACCUUGGGAUUGGCUUGGCCAUCUCGCUCUCUGUUGUCGGAGCAGCUUGGGGCAUUUACAUCACGGGUUCCAGCAUCAUAGGAGGUGGUGUAAAAGCACCACGGAUUAAAACAAAGAAUUUGGUCAGCAUUAUCUUCUGCGAGGCCGUAGCUAUAUAUGGGAUCAUCAUGGCAAUCGUGAUAAGUAACAUGGCUGAGAGCUUUAGCGGCACUACACCAGAGACCAUUGGUGCAAGGAACUACCAAGCAGGCUACUCCAUGUUUGGUGCUGGUCUUACUGUGGGCUUCUCCAACCUCUUCUGUGGCAUCUGUGUUGGCAUCGUUGGGAGUGGAGCCGCCCUGGCUGAUGCCCAGAACGGCAGCCUCUUCGUCAAAAUCCUUAUUGUGGAAAUCUUCGGCAGUGCGAUUGGGCUAUUUGGAGUGAUUGUAGCCAUCUUGCAGACGUCGAAAGUAAAAAUGGGUGACUAGAAGAUGUAUCCGCAAGACAUAAGAUCACGAUGACAAGAUCAAUGGAAGACAAAGCUGGAGAAGCAGAUGGAUUGUGUAAAUACAUAGUAAAUUAUUGAAAUGUCUUUUUUGUCUGUGAUUGUUUUUAACCAUUUGCUGAAGAGUGACAUAUUUGCACCAUUUUGUCUUAAAGGAAUGCAACCGAAAGGUUAGAUUAAACUGCAAGUGUUUAAGACAAAAUCCUAUCCCUUUUGAAUAAAAUUCAUGUUCGUAUUACCGUAGUUAUAGGAAAAAAGUAAUUAAUCUCUAGCAAACCUCUGGGCAUUCCCCACAUACUUUUACUGUUGUAUCAAUUACAUUCAGUAGUAGUAGGGACAUUUAUAAUUUAUUUUUAUUGGAUUUCUUUAAAGCCAUAUUUUGGCAAUGAGGCCCUGUCUACUUCCCCUAGAGUCAGAUAAACUCAUGGAUGCCCUUUUCAUGAAUAUGUGUCCAGUAUGAAGGAAGUUAGUUUCAUGAGCCAACGCAAAUCCGUAAAGAGCUGUUCUGUUCAUUACAUGGAAUUGUGAUAAAUGCCUGUAAAAAAAUUGUUUGAAGUAUUGAAAUGUUAGUAUGCAAAAGUCAUGGUAUAACAAAGCAAAUUAUUAUAUUUAUGGCUAAUGUAAUCCAUAAUGUUUUUCACUAGUUUCAGUUACUAUAUAUUUAUCAAUGACUGGUGUAAGUAACCAGUACUAUAGUAACACUAAAUGAAUCAAAAUGUAUUGAUACAAAGGUGAUCUAAAGAGAUAUUACUCUGAAAUGGUAAUUCUUGGUUGUUUGACAUUAGUCAGCUGUCAUUCGUUUAAUUUGUGUGGAUGUAUGCAUACCAUUUUGGUUGGCACUCUUCGCUUCUGAUUGGUUAAAAAUGAGAAUAGUACAUUUGUGUGUGUGUGUGUGUAUAUAAAGGGUCUGUUGUUUUGUGAACUAUGAGGGUGUUUACCAUUCUAUGUACCUUAGCUUGGGUUGUCAGAUUUUUUGUUGUUGAUGCAAGUGGUCUUUAUCCACAGUGAAUGAGCUGUGGCUGAAUAUACAUGUAUUUGAUUUUAAGUGACCAUCUAUUUUUUUUCGUUCUUUCCUUCUCAGAUUGGUCUGUAACCCCCUGUUAACUAUCUGUGGAGAGUGAGAAAUGUAGCGGUUUUCUUCAAGACCAUUUACCCGUGUACAUUAUUCUGCUUUCCUUCUGUUUUUGUGUAACUUUGAGCUUGGAUAUGCCAAGCUCCUUGUCUUUUGAAUGGGCUGACAUGUAUUAUUUUGGAGAGAUGGUACUCGAGCAGAACAUCGAUAAGAACUUCUGACCGGUUGGCCUUUUUCUUAGUCGUGCUUUUGUUGAAUUUUUUUUGAAUUUAUUGAAUUAGCUGCAACAUCUAUGUCCACCAGCGCUACUGAUUUUAAGACAUUUAGAUUGAGCCUUUAAAUGUUAAAUACAAUCCUUGAGUCUAUUGUCAACUAUAUAUAGGACAUAGGGUGCCAUUUGAGAUGCACUUAUGGAGGGCUCACACUGAGUCCCCAUCCUCUCCUUACCAACCAUUUUAUUUAAAUGAUUCAGCGGUGUUCAUUCCUUACUUUUGAACAUUCCUUAAUGACCUUUGGUGUAAUACAGGGGUGGUCAUCUUGGUCCUGGAGAGCCUUGGUACUGAAGCAUUUUACUUCAAUGGAUAACAUUUGGACUGUAAGUCCCAACUGUUGUUGGUUUCAAAGUAUGCUGCUUGAGAGAGGGCCAUGAAUGCUCAUGUCUUACUUUGAGAGACUAGGUCCUUGGUUGGCCACCUGUACUGUAGUGGUGUGUCAUUCCUCAUGUAAAUGAAGAUCACUAGACCAUGAAGAUCUCUAGACCAUGCCUCUGUCUUUAGUGACUGUGUUUAAUAUGUUGUGGUGAAUCCAUUGUUUUGUCAUGUGUAAAAGUGGGUCCUCUUGACUUAAUUGUCCUUGAAAGAAUAAAAUACACCAAACUGACCGUU
Salmo salar (Atlantic salmon) is the source of this 2742-nucleotide messenger RNA. It is a transcript of the gene vato, whose product is annotated as Vacuolar ATP synthase 21 kDa proteolipid subunit. Gene Ontology annotation, cellular component: proton-transporting V-type ATPase, V0 domain. Gene Ontology annotation, molecular function: proton-transporting ATPase activity, rotational mechanism. The record is from RefSeq and is marked provisional. NCBI's taxonomy places the organism in Eukaryota, Metazoa, Chordata, Actinopteri, Salmoniformes, Salmonidae. Gene Ontology annotation, biological process: proton transmembrane transport.